Molecule: messenger RNA, 733 nt
Organism: Striga hermonthica
Lineage: Eukaryota; Viridiplantae; Streptophyta; Magnoliopsida; Lamiales; Orobanchaceae
Source: the annotation of a GenBank genome assembly
CCUCCUCGCAAUUGUCGCCGGCGAUUACCACCGUGCCCCGUUGCAGCACCUACUCCCGGCGUCCGUUCGUGAGCCAGUCGCCGUCCCGUUGCGAUCCCCUUUCUCCGACGAGACCACCUUCCGGCAGCUCUGUUACGCCCGCAACGGAGUUCAGGUCGCGUCCGUCAUCGAGGUCAGAUUUAGUUCACGAGCAGCUGUUCAGCGAGAUUUUCGAACUCCGAAGCCCGAGUCCCGUUUGAGUGUUCGAGGUCCAUUCGUCCGACCCGUCUUUUCGAGAUUCCUGAAGACGGGUAAAUCUCUUCGAAUCUCCUCGUAUAUUGUUAUACAGACUGAUAUCGCUCAUUCAUUUUCGUACGUGUUGAAUUGUUUCGUUGGCUUUCGUGUUGAAUUCAUUGUCGGCUUGUUUACUCGUUCGAUUUGUCGGAUUAUGUUCGUGAAAUUGUCCAGCCAGCGCGCGGGCUUUCUGGCCCGAACUUCGGCCCACGCGCGGCCCGUUAUCGGGUCAGCAGCCUGGCCCGCGAGCCCAUAUCCGGCCCGCGAGCCCAAUUUUCUGUGUAGCAUGCCUAUGCGGCUCUUGGCUUGUCUAAUUGGCGGCCCAAGUUCGCGUAUGGGCCCAUUUCAGUGCCAUCGGUUGGUACACUCAAUUUUUGAUGAGGUCGGCCCCAACCGAGUCGGGCAUCUCGGCAGUCGGCUGGAGGAAGUGAAGUCUGGUGAGGCCAGGUGUUGCAGCUCG